GGGUUAUCCACACUUGCAUUACGGAUGAAUCGGCAUACAAUCCCUGAUAAUAUCAUUAUUCUUCCAGAAUAUUUGCACUUCAUUUCUUUCUCUUCCUCACAGGUCGAUGUAAUUGAAGCACAAUACUCACACUUAAUUCAUCGUCUACAUAGUGAUCAAGAAAUCGGAUUAAUUCAAAUCGCACAUGAAGCUUACCUGGCUGGUUUACAAGCACAAGCAUUAUUGUUCAUGCCAAAUAUAAAAUUAUGUAUAUUACAGUUGUUAAAUUAUUGCUGUCAAUUUGUAGAUUUAUCAAAUCAACAAUACUACAAUGAUCAUUUAAUGAAUAUGGAUGAUGACCAUAAUCAUCAAUUGUCUAGUGAAGUGCAAGAGAUGGUGAAUAAAUUUUAUACUCAAGCAAAAUUAUUGUAUGAUUUAUUAAAUAUUUCUUGCUUAACCGGUGCUAAAAGUAGUGUUGGUUUCAAUCCUGGCCAUACCGCUGUUAAUAAUCGUCGGGACUUCGAAUCAUUAUCGUUACCUGGUAUUAUUACUACUACUGCUACUACCAACCGUCCUCUUUAUUCAGAAAAAACAGAUUUAAAUCAGUUAUUGUUACGGAUAGAUUUUAAUCAUUUUUAUAGUGAUUCAUCGGAGAAUUUAAUCUAA
Schistosoma margrebowiei is the source of this 645-nucleotide messenger RNA. The record is from the annotation of a GenBank genome assembly. NCBI's taxonomy places the organism in Eukaryota, Metazoa, Platyhelminthes, Trematoda, Strigeidida, Schistosomatidae.